This is a messenger RNA of Lachancea meyersii CBS 8951, 2799 nucleotides long. NCBI's taxonomy places the organism in Eukaryota, Fungi, Ascomycota, Saccharomycetes, Saccharomycetales, Saccharomycetaceae. The record is from the annotation of a GenBank genome assembly.
AUGAAAAAGUACACCGUAGCCUACGGGUUGAUCCCACCUCAGUGUGCUAAUAUACAUGAGUCCCACAUUCUCCCAAUCACCAAGAUAAUACAGUCUGAAAGUAAUUCCCAACUGCUACUUACGUGCGGAAGAGAUGGUACUGUGAUAAGGCAUACCCAAAAAAAUGGCGAAUGGCACAGGCUUAGGAUGCAAACUAAUAGUGACUGGGUAAGUGACAUGGCAGAGCUAGACAAGGGCAGGUUCAUCGUAGUGAGCCACGACUUUUCCCUGUGUCUUUUGACGGUAACUCAGGAUGGCCAAGAGUGGAACAGUAAAAUAGUGGGCUACCACGACGACUAUGUGAAAUGCGUAGCAGUGCUGGAAAAAGAUGAAGCUGGGGACUGGACGUUUGCCACUUGUGGGCUUGACAUGAAGGUAAAGAUCUGGACUUUAGGCGCGGACGGAAGCUCCGCUUUGUUGCACACUAUCGACAAUGCUCAGCCUGGAGAAACCGGGUCUCUUUAUGCGUUGACAUCGGUGUGUAAUGAUGCAAGAUUUGACUUAGUAGCUGGGGAUAAUAACGGGAAUCUCGUUUUGAUGUCAAGCAAGACAGGCGAAAGACUGGGUGAGGUUGAAUCCGCUCAUAAGACUAACAUCAAACUCUUACGCUCACUGAACAAUGGAACCAGAAUUUUGAGUACUAGUUCAGACGGCAUGGUGAACCUGUGGGACGUUGAAAAGCUGGGCAUUGACGGCGGCUCGAAGGCUUUAAUAUACUCAUGGAAAUGGGCUGCCCCCGUGUGGUGUAUUCAGGGUACAACUCUGGAGCGCUUGUUGUUGGGCGAUUCGCGCGGCGUCAUAACUCAGGUCAGUAUGACAGAAGGGGAAUGGGAAAGCAUGAAAUUGAGCACAGUCGUAUCGUCCGAUGAGGAUACAAAGGGGAUUUUGGCGAUGCUAGAGAUGGAUAAUGGAUCCAUCUGGUUUUCUUUUUCCGGGGACUCUAAUUUACACACUCUAGAUUUAAAGACAGGGGAAAGUACUGUGCUCGAGGGUGGGGAUGCUUUGCUAAAGAGCUCUUUGCUUACAAACAGACGCCACGUCAUAACACAAAACACCAGGGGAAUCGUUCAAAGGUGGGACAUUGUAUCUUGCGAAUUGCUGGACACGUUCGACGCUACGAUGGGAACGUUUGAUGACCUUGUGCAUAAACUCAGUACGAAGGAAAUUUUGUCUCAUUGGUGCUCAGUAUCUAUCAAAACGGGAAAAUUGUUCGUUAAACUGUCCCCAAAAUUCAUGAGCACCGAAGUAUAUGGCAGCGCGUUGGAGCAUUAUAAAAUUGUCAAUGAUAUUGACGUCGAGAUAGAUGAGCGCUACAAUCUGGGUAGAAUCGCAGUAAAUUCGAUUCUGAAUGAGUUUAUCUCUUGGGUGAUUUUGAAGGAUGAAACGUUUCGAAAAGAGCUUGUUGCCAAGAAAAGCUCCGUUCCUGGAUCUCCUUCUCAAGCUUUAGCGGAUUCCUCUGUGAGUGAGGUCAGUAGACCGGGACUUAAAGAAAAUAGAAGACUUUCCUUGUUCACAAAGCUCUCCAAAACCAAUAGACAGUCACCAACUCCGACAUCUCUUCCAAGCACUCCGUUGGCGGUUGAAAACUCGUCGACACUGGUAGAAGAUUCAUUUGUUCUACCACCACCAGCAACCUCCCAUUUAGAUAAUCAGUCCACUUUAGGAGGAAAAGCAGACUCUAUUCCAACUCCAGUGCUAGCAAAAAGAUCAGCGAGUUCAGGAUCUCUCCUCGCUCAAAAAUUGAAGCUCAUAUCUGCUAUUGACAGCAACUCAGGAUCAAAUUUUAGUGUUGAUAAUGAUAGUAGCGCUGGCGGUGAAAAACCGCCCAUGAGAACAUCCAGUCAACCAACAACUGCUGAUGAGGAGCCCCUCAAGUCGAAUCUUUUCAUCAACCAUCAAAAAGGAGAACGCCAGGAAGAAAGCACAAUGACAGAGAAACACGAAGAAUCGAGACAGGAAUACCUCUCGGAUUUUAUAGUAGAAUUGCGGGAAAAUUAUACCAAAGAAACCGACGCAAACGCCUCUUCCUUCAAGAUCUUAGGCAAGAAAGCACCUAGUUCCAAAAUAACACGAGAGGACCAAUCUCCGAUAAUCGAAAUUAAAGCAGGAGUUCUCCUCCUGGUCAACUGCUGGAAUGAGGGCUCCAGUGGCGACACCGUAUGUUUUUCGACUUAUUUGCCAACCUCACGAUAUGACAAUGCUGAGGAUUUGAAAACCUGUAAUAAUCAACAUGUUUUUGAGGCUCUGGAGCGUAACCUUCCAUAUUGGAUAGCGAAGGCUCUUUUCAAGGAUGAGAAGACCACAAAGGAUUACCCCAAAUUGACUUUUGUUCUCAAGCCCUGGGAAAAUCCUGACUCGCAACAAAGCUCGGAAACUUCCAUAAGCUCAGAGCCAUCACACUCCGGCCAUCACCAUCAUCUGCCGUUUCAUCGCAGCAAGCAUCGCGAGCGUGAUGGCGACCGCAAGUCAAAAACCCUGCCGAAAGUGGCAGAGGCCUACACCAAACUACAUGCACCUAAUUUUAUCAAGGUAAAGAAAAUACUGAACUACGUGGUGGAUCGAUUUGACUCCAAAACGCCUGAAAUGCGGUGCCACACGCCUGUUAGCGAGUGGCUGGAAAUACUAUGCAAGAAUCAACUACUUGACAACGAGAUGGCACUUGGCAGCGUGAAAACUUUAUACUGGAAGUCCCAGGGUGACAUAGUAUUAGAGUAUCGGAGAAAAUCGGCGUCGCUGCCAGUGAACGAGAAACCGGAGUGA